Archocentrus centrarchus (flier cichlid) is the source of this 7474-nucleotide messenger RNA. RefSeq names its product autophagy/beclin-1 regulator 1b (gene ambra1b). Gene Ontology annotation, cellular component: intracellular membrane-bounded organelle; Cul4-RING E3 ubiquitin ligase complex. Gene Ontology annotation, biological process: mitophagy; autophagosome assembly. Lineage: Eukaryota; Metazoa; Chordata; Actinopteri; Cichliformes; Cichlidae. The record is from RefSeq and is a predicted model, not a curated record. Gene Ontology annotation, molecular function: ubiquitin-like ligase-substrate adaptor activity; protein binding.
UGUGGCUAGCGAGCAGCUAGCAGGUUACGCAGUAGCAGUUUGACGUCGGGCAGGGUCUCAAAAUCGGACCGAUGCCUUAGAAAAGCCUCUCUGUUCGCCCCCCUCGUGUGAUAUGAUCGCUACCCGUUGAGUCCAGCGGCUGGUGCUCGGUGGAAAAGCCGGGUGAAGCGGAUGAUCUCGGCGGACUGCCGCUCGCUGCUCACGGGCUCCGCUUUUGGCCGAGCUAGCUAACGCGCUAGCAGAGCUAGCUGUUCUGUAGCUUGGUAGCGCCGCGAUGGAUCCCUGAAGGAAGCAUAGACUCUGCAUGGCGUCGGGUUGGCAGCAGUGGGAGUGAGCAGCCAAUCACCCGAGGCCACCGGUAGCAACAUGGCGUCCCGUCAGAGGAACUCGGUCCGGAUCCUGUCCAGCCGGGAGCGAGGCUCCCAGACCUUCGGCUCGCAGCGGCUCCUGCAGCUUCUGGUGGAGGAGAAAGUCCGCUGGAUGAAAUGGCAGAGUCAGAAAGUGGAGCUGCCGGACAGCCCUCGCUCAACGUUCCUGCUGGCCUUCAGCCCAGACAGGACCCUCAUGGCUUCAACCCAUGUCAACCACAACAUUUACAUAACAGAGGUGAAGACUGGAAAGUGCCUACAUUCUUUUAGUGGGACCCGUAGAACCCCCUGGUGUGUGACCUUUCACCCUACAAUCCCUGGCCUGGUGGCCUCUGGGUGCCUUGAUGGCGAAGUCCGCAUCUGGGACUUGCAUGGUGGUAGUGAGAGCUGGUUUACUGAGAGCAAUGUCGCCAUCGCCUCCCUGGCCUUCCAUCCAACUGCUCAGCUCCUGCUGAUCGCCACCAACAACGAGCUCCACUUCUGGGACUGGAGCCGACCGGAGCCCUUCGCUGUGGUCAAAACAGGCAGUGACACAGAGAGAGUCCGGUUGGUGCGGUUCGACCCUCUCGGUCACAACCUGCUCACAGCAAUCGUGAAUCCAUCUAACCAGCAGAACGAGGAGGACUCAGAGGUUCCCAUGGACAGUGAGAUGCCUCACUUCCGUCAGCGCUCCUUCCUACCUUCCCAGCCAGUUCGUCGCACGCCCAUCCUCCACAACUUCCUCCACAUCCUGUCAUCUCGUUCCCCGGGGGCUCAGGCUGGAGGUGAGCGGCGCGGCCCUCUCGGUGAAACUGGAAGCAAUAUGGCAGAAUCUCCGAGCAUGCCUUUGGCCCAGUUACCCAGCUCUGAGCGCGGGCCUCCCUUGCCUGGCUGCACCCAGCACCUGGGGAUGGUUUGCAUGUGUAAUCACUGCUCUGAUCGAGCCCCCUCCCAGGCUGCUGAUGGAUCCUCUGUGCCUCCGCCUGAUCGAGUGUCGUCAGACACACUCCAGCCUCCCCCAGCUUCCACCUUCUCUUCGGCUCGUACUGAGCCCCGACAGCCCUCAGAGCGAACCUCCGCCUUUACCUCCGUCUACUACAGCGCCGGCGCUUCUAAUCCCACCGCCCCGAGUGGCCACGAGCCACACUCCAUGUCCAGACCAGGACCUGACUGGACUCGCAACCUGCUGAGUGUGAGGGAGGGUGGGAUUAGUCCAGGCAUGCUGCCUCCCAGAACCUCCGCCUCUUCCUCCAUUAGCCUUCUUUCUGUGCUCCGCCAGCAAGAGGGCUCAUCUCACUCCCCCGUUUACACCUCCGCCACCGAAGGACGAGGCUUCCCCCAACAAGGAGAGCCCGGAGCCCGAGACACUGCCAGCACGAGCAGCGGGCAUCACCCGUUCUGGGACAGUUCUCGCAGCAACACGGCCUCCUUCCGUAAUGUGCUGCAGUGCAACCUGAGCCGCUACUUCCUGGAGAUCGGCCCCAUUGACAUGGAACCGGCACUUGGUGGCGCCAUGGCAGACGGAGGCCAGGAGCAGAGCCAAGAGCUGCUCAACAACAACAUGGAUCCAGACAGACCUGGGCCUUCCUCAUCUUCCUCAACCACCUCCCCCACCAUUAUCCACUACCAACCUCCUUCCCCCCCUCCCCCCAGCUCCCACAGCCUGGAGAACAAUGUCCCUCCCCCGGCCUCCCGAGGACAUCUGAACCGCUGCCGGGCCUGCCACCUGCUCACCUUCAACCACGACUCUCAGCGCUGGGAGCGCAAGGCCUCAUCCGCUUCCACCUCCGCCUCUGCCUCUGCUCUGGAGCCCUCCUCCUCCUCUGCUUCUUUCCCUUCUUCUACUCCUUCUCCUUCUUCGUCUUCUCACUGGCAGCCCGAUGAUGCCAGGAGGACGCAAGAAGUGCAGACACGGGAGAGGAGGGCUCCUCAGGAGUCCAGCGAGCAGCCGCCUCCCCCAGCAGCAACAGGAGGAGGAGGAGGAACAGUGGCCUUCCCAUCUGCCCCGUCCUCCAGCCAGCCUGGAGAGCAGACGGUUGGCCUGGUGUACAAUCAGGACACAGCGCAGUGGGAGAGGGUGUACCGCCAGGCCGCUUCGGGCCGAUCGGCAGAGCCACCGGAGGCCUUAAGCCAAGAAAUGCCUGUUGACCCCCCAGACGAGGACUCCCUGAGGAGGCGACUGCUGGAAUCGUCUCUUCUGUCACUGUCUCGCUACGACAUGUCCGGCUCGAGAGACCAUCCCAUUUACCCCGCCCCAGCCAGGCUUUCUCCAGCAGCUUACUACGCUCAGAGAAUGAUCCAGUAUCUGUCGAGACGCGACAGCAUUCGCCAGCGUUCGCUUCGGUACCAGCAGAACCGGCUGCGGGCCAUGUCAUCAUCUUCGUCGGACAGCCCGGCCAGCAACCCGUCCGGCUCCAUGGACAGCAGCGACGUGGACUUUGAGGAUCUUGACGAUAACGGCGACAGAACGCGACACCGGACGCCUCGAAACGCCAGGAUGUCUGCGCCCUCGCUGGGCCGCUUCGUCCCUCGGCGGUUCCUCCUGCCCGAGUACCUGCCCUACGCCGGGAUCUUCCAUGAACGAGGGCAGCCCGGCCUCGCCACACACUCCUCUGUCAACAGAGUGCUCGCAGGGGCUUCGAUCGGAGACGGUCAGUCUGCAGUCGCCAGCAACAUCGCCAACACCACGUACCGCCUGCAGUGGUGGGACUUCACUAAAUUUGAUCUUCCUGAGAUCAGCAACGCCUCAGUCAACGUUCUGGUGCCAAACUGUAAAAUCUACAACGACGCCAGCUGCGACAUCUCCGCGGACGGUCAGCUGCUGGCCGUUUUCAUUCCCAGCAGCCAGCGGGGUUUUCCAGACGAGGGCAUCCUGGCCAUCUACUCGCUGGCCCCCCACAACCUGGGAGAGAUGCUCUACACCAAAAGAUUCGGUCCAAACGCUAUCUCCGUCAGCUUGUCUCCAAUGGGGUGCUAUGUGAUGGUGGGCCUGGCCUCCCGCAGGAUCCUGCUGCAUCCCACCACCGACCACAUGGUGGCGCAAGUCUUCCGCCUGCAGCAGCCGCAUGGAGGGGAGACGUCCAUCAGGAUGGUGUUUAACGUGGUGUACCCCAUGGCUCCAGACCAGAGGCGCCACGUCAGCAUCAACUCUGCUCGCUGGCUGCCGGAUCCGGGGAUGGGUCUGGCCUACGGAACCAACAAAGGAGACCUGGUCAUCUGCCGGCCUGUGUUCUAUCGAAGCGACGGCGAGAGCCCCAGCGAGGCGAGCAGCGAGCCGCUAUUCUCCGUCAACAACAGUGGAACGAGCCGGACCCGAGGUUCUGACAGACCGGGGCCAAAUCGCUCUGGCUGGAGACUGGACAGAGACAUGGGACUGAUGAACGCCAUUGGUUUGCAGCCCCGACAUCCCGCCCCUUCAGUGACAUCACAAGGAACCCAGACGCCAAUCAUCCAACUGCAAAACGCCGAGACUCAAACGGAGCGGGAGCUGUCAGAGCCCAGCACCUCACAGCCUCCUCAAAAUGUCCCUCCUGAAACUCCAUCCACAAGCGGAGCAGCUCAGGGACAGGUGGAGGCGUCUCAGACCGGCAGAGCUCAGGAGGAAGUCCAGGGUGAAGCUUCAGCAGAGGCCAACACCUCCACCGCUGCUGCAGGAGAGUCUUCGGAGUUCGGCUCCGGCGAAGAUGCUCUGGCAAGAAUCCGCCGACUGAUCGCUGAAGGCGGGAUGACGGCGGUGGUCCAGCGGGAGCAGAGCACCACCAUGGCCUCGAUGGGCGGCUUCGGGAACAACAUCAUCGUCAGCCACCGCAUCCACCGCGGCUCGCAGACGGGGACGGGCGCCUCCAGGCCCGCCGCCGAGCCCGUCACCACAGCCCCUUCCACCUCCGGCCCGCUCCUCAUCACCUCACAACCCCAGACCUACCCACACUCAGCGCCACAGGCCGCAAACCCAUCAGAACAGCUCGCUCCCAUGUGGGGGCCCUCGGUGCUGCCGGGCCCCCCGCCCUCUGCCCUCUCUCUGGCCGUGGACAUGGAUGACGUGUUUGACGGUGGACGGAUGACGGAUGACGACUCCCUGCCGGGUCCCUCUUCCUCCCUGCUGUUGUCUUCCCCUUCCUCUUCUUCCUCCUCCUCUUCUCACAGCCCCCUCCCUGGGGGUGGAGGUGGUCCCAACAGUUACCCCGGCGACCCAUACAGCAGGUAGUCCUGCUAUUAGUCGAAGGUAAAUGGCGCUCCUCAAAGCCUUAUCUCACACAAAAUGGGUGCUGCUUCGACCCCCACACAGGGUCUCCCGUCUGGAAAUGAAGGGACACAAGGACCCCUCCUCACCCCUCCCAGCUCCCCCUUCCUCUCCCUCACUGUCGAGUGGCGUUGGCGUGCACUUCCUCUGCACUUAUGAACCCGGACUGAAGCUGGACCGCAAUCAUUCCUCACAGAAAGGGCUCCUACUUGAACGGAGGCCAGUUGGCACUGAGCUCCUCUCUGCCCGAUUCUCUCCAUGCACGAUGGAGGACGAGGUUCCUGUGAAGCGCCACGCCUGAGGAGGAGGAGGGUUGGGGUCAGCGUGGGGGUGUGGCUUCUCUUUCACAUUUACUCCAACGUGCUGCAUUCAGUGCCAUGUGAUGUUAACUUAGAUGUGAAAUAGUGCGUGAUUGAAGUGUUUCACAGUGAAUUCAGCACUACGUUUUUGUACCGUGUGUAAUUACGAAUCGUGUCGGCGGCUGCGUGCGCCUGAGGCGGGACUCUGCAUCAUGGCAUCGUGGCGAAUAAUCACCAAUGACUGAAUGGACACCUGAUACAGAACAAACUGAAGCUACUGCAUGUCUUUAAAUAAUGCUGCAGUUCAUCAAACAAAUGUUUUUUGUUUUUGUUUUUUAAGGCUGAAGAGGAGAAGAAUCAUUUCCUGUUUGGGGUGAAAAGGGGGUGGGGACUCAUCAUGACCUGCUCUGACCCUUUCCCACCUUCCCAACCUCUCUAAAACCCCCACCCAGUUGCACUACAGUGUGUUUGGUGCUAACAGAGGCCUGAACGUGUGUGUGUGUGUGAGAAAAAACACUUUUUUUUUCUUCUUUUUAAGUGAGCAGCUUUGUUUCCUGUCCGCCUUCAUCACGGUUGUAGAUUUUGAUCUCAGCUGGCGCUGACAUUUAUUUUCCUUCUCUCGGUCGGGGUGAAGGUGUUCAGAAUGUGAGGUCAGGUGAUCACAGGUAGAAGUAUGAAUGCACUGAUCUGACACUGAACUCAGAUAUCAGUCUGAUCCUGACUCAAGCAGAAGUUGUACUGCUACGCAGUGGAGAGGUUUUUCUCUUCAGGCUGAUCCGAUCACUGAGAGCUGAUUGGGAGGACGGUGGGCUUCAUCAGUGUGUUGGGUUACAGUGUGGAGUUUCAGAAGGGUUUAUGGUUACUGUGCACUAACGGCAUAGAUUUAAUGCACAACUAUAAAUCAACAGGAUGAAAUGAUUCAGAAUUAUCAGGCAGGUUUCACUUCAUGUGAACAGCAGUACUUACCGACACUUUAAUGUAGGAAUGACACCAAACCUUACAGAAAAGCUGCAGCGUGCAGGUUUGAUCAUGGAGCAGCAAUUAGUCUGAUUAUUUUAUGACUCAAGACAAAAAUCAUGCAGUCUGAACCUGACAUUAAAAAAAAGCUCUGAGUCUGGAUGCUGAAAUCACGUUCUGACUCCGAAUGUGUGACUUUCACUCCGGUUCAUCCGAUUAAAAACCCUCCAACACACACUUAGAGAUCCUGCUGUUCGUACUGACCACAUGAUGAGUGGACCAGUUGAAGGGAUUUUUUUUUUUUUUAAGACAGAAACCUGCAGAGAAUCUGGUAACGCUCCUUUAAAACUUCUUUUAAACGACCAAAAUAAAUAUGGAGGUUUUCAUUUUCUUCAUUAAUGAGCUGAAGAGUAAAAAUAUGCUAAUGUGCGUUCAGUGGAGAUGCAGUCGUGUGUGUGUGUGUGUGUGUGUGUGUGUGUGUGUGUGUGUGGGGCCUCAGUCUGAUCGUUUUUUCCACUACAGGAACUUAAACCAGAGCAUCUCACAUCUUCAACUCUUAGCACCCGUGUCAUCCUAGUCCAGCACAAACCAACAUUUAAGGUGGUGCUCAGUAACAUCCAAAUAAAAUCCGAGAAUUUUACUCACCCAGCCUGGUGCUCCGCCUUCUUGGAUGGUGUGUUAGUUCAAUGAAGCGCACAGCAGCCAUAUUAUAAUUGCAUUAAAAAUACUCCAACAGCACAAACACAGUCCAGAGGUCCAGAUCAGGGACUCCAGUUAGCUGAGGUGAAGCCUAGCAGACAGCUAGCAGCUACAGCCACCUGUGUCACCGUCUGACAGUCAAAGAGGCCACGCCCCCAGUAAUGCAAACUUUAAUCCUUAAUAAAAUCUGAUCAGCUGAGUUAUGAAAACAUUCUUCAUCUGUGCAGUUGUUACGAAGGGGGAAAUUAGCUAUAGAGACCACUGGUGGGCAUUUGAGGAACUGCAGGUUUGGUGCUUCCUAAUUUGGCUGCCCUAUAAGCUGCUGCUUGGAGACCAGAAGCAGAGCGUGUUGUUCAUAGUUAAAUCUGUAGAGGUCCAAGAAUCAAACCUUGAGGAACACCACAAGCACUUACAGACACUUUAAAUGUAGAAAUGAGGACCUGUGAGCUUUAAGAUUUGGGUUGUUGAGCUCCUGUGGUGGAAAAUGUCUAUGAUUGGUGUCUCCAAACUAACCCCCACCCCUACCUUUCCUCUCCCUUCAAACUCCUGCAGAAGGAAACUUGAAUUUUUGUGAUCAAGCGCAACUUUUCCUUUUUACAGCCUCCAGCUGUCUUUGAGUUCUUGGAGGGUUUUUUGUUUUGUUUUUUGGUUAUUCCACAUGUGCUUAGAAGUUCAUGUACUGAUAGCAUUUAGGUUGUAUGUGUGGGUGGGGUGGGGAGAGGGAAAUGGACCUCUGAAAAUGAAGACAAUGAGUAGGGGAAGCCCUGAUUGGAGCUCUGGGAUUCAUGACACUUUUCAUUGAAGCUUUUAUUUUCUGCAGGUGAGACUCUGAAUGCUCCUCCUGGCUUUUUACUUGAUCAAUGAACAUUUUAAAGCAGUUUGUCGGGUGAAAACGUGUGUGUGUGUGUUCGGUUUGUGUGUGUGUUCAGGUA